AUGGAGUGGUCUCUGGAAUUCACUAACAGAUCUGGCAACCAGGACUUUAUCCUCCUGGGUCUGUCCGCCAGGCCACGCACCAGAGACGUCCUCUUCGCUGCAUUCCUGGCCCUCUACCUGCUGAUCCUCCUGGAGAACACGCUCAUCAUCUACCUCACCUGCAGCUGUUGCGAGCUCCGCAAGCCCAUGUACUUCUUCCUGGGCAACCUCAGCGGUCUGGAGCUGUGCUACGUGUCGGUGACCAUGCCCACGCUGCUCGCGGGGCUGAGGGCGGGUGUUUGCCGCGUGUCCUUUCCUGCCUGCAUGGCGCAGCUCUUUCUCUUCCUGGCCCUCAUCGGUACCAAGUGCACGCUGCUGGCCUCCAUGGCCUACGACCGCUACGUGGCCGUCUGCCUCCCGCUGCACUAUCCACUGCGCAUGCGGCCCCCGGUCUGCCGGGGCCUGGCCGCGGGCUCGUGGCUGGGGGGGCUGGGGGUGUCGGCGGCCCGGACCGCGUGCGUCGCCCGCCUCACCCGCUGCGGGCCGGGCGUCCUCAACCACUUCUUCUGCGACGCCGGGGUCCUGCGCGGCGGGGCCUGCGGGCCUGCGGCUGGGGCGAAGCUGGCCGACGCCCUGGCGGCCGGGGCCGUGGUGGGCGGGUCGCUGCUGGCCGCCCUGGCCGCCUACGCAGCCAUCGCGGUCGCCGUGCUGCGCCUGCCCUCGGCCGCCGCGGCGCGCAGGGCCCUGGCCGCCUGCGCCUCGCACCUGGCCGUCAUGGGCGUCUUCUACUCCGCGGUGCUCUUCGUGGACUCCCGGCCGGGCCGAGGCCACCCCGCUGACCUCAACAAGGUGCUGUCGCUUCUCUACACGGCGGUCACGCCCGCGUGCAGCCCGGUCGUCUACUGCCUGCGCAACCGCCAGGUGCAGGCCGCCCUGCAGAGGGUACUUUGCCGCCGCGUAGGCUCUCGCGAGAACUGACAAGAUCGCGGGAAAUUACCGGCUCUGGAGAGUGGACGAGCCCGCCGGAACACGUGGCCCCGCAGAAGCUCUCCCUGGAAGCAAUGGCCGUGCACGGAUCAUUGCCUUGCAAAGAAUCCUAAUAUGCAGAUAUUCCUGAUGUAAAACACGUGUGUGACUUUCAGUAUCCAGUAGGAGCCUCCAGAAUGUAUUUGCAACAUUAUGAACAGCCUCUUUAAAAAUCAGCAUGAAUUGAGGCCAUACUCUUAAGUGAAAUAUACAGGACACACGUGUGAAUACCGAAUAGUUUCUAUGUUGUGAAAAACUAAAAACGGAAAUAAGGAUCAAAAUGUAUAAUUGAUAUUGCGAAAUAGGAAGAAAAGAUCUAAAG
Molecule: messenger RNA, 1327 nt
Organism: Heterocephalus glaber (naked mole-rat)
Lineage: Eukaryota; Metazoa; Chordata; Mammalia; Rodentia; Bathyergidae
Product: olfactory receptor 6Z7-like
Biological process (GO): G protein-coupled receptor signaling pathway
Cellular component (GO): membrane
Molecular function (GO): olfactory receptor activity; G protein-coupled receptor activity
Source: RefSeq, a predicted model, not a curated record